This is a messenger RNA of Cimex lectularius (bed bug), 780 nucleotides long. It is a transcript of the gene ND-SGDH, whose product is annotated as NADH dehydrogenase [ubiquinone] 1 beta subcomplex subunit 5, mitochondrial. Bases 142 to 684 code for a protein of 180 amino acids. The record is from RefSeq and is a predicted model, not a curated record. Lineage: Eukaryota; Metazoa; Arthropoda; Insecta; Hemiptera; Cimicidae. The transcript is spliced from 4 exons.
UAACCUUGCUUCAGCUGGAUUCAACAAGGAUUUUUCACUGAAGUUCUGUUAAGUCCGUUUUUAACAAGCACAACUUUAUAAAUAAACAUAAACUUUUUUGCUCUUUUUUUUAAAUGAAAUAGGCAAUAAUAUCAGGAAAGAAUGCCUGCAUGGAGCAGUUUGGGCGGAAACGCCUUUAAACUCAUUUCGAGAAAACUCUUCUCCCAACAGAACUUAAUAGUGAGAAACAUGAGUGAACGCAAGAUGAAUAUCACUUCAUCCAGAUUUCAGUGGCACAAAUUCAAAGAUCUAUUACAUUUCUACACAUUGCUUGGCCUUAUACCUGUUGGCCUCAUAGUGUUCUACGCUAAUGUGUUCAUCGGUCCUGCCCAACUUGCUGAAAUCCCUGAAGAUUACACUCCUAAGCAUUGGGAAUACUACAGCCAUCCAAUUACAAGAUUUUUGGCCCGUUAUGUGUUCACCCCACCUCAACAGGAAUAUGAAAAAUAUUUACACGUACUUUAUGAGGAAGACGAAAAGAAGAAAAUAAGGCUUCUUGUAAAGGACGUGAAAGAAAAGAUGAAGGAAAGAUCGGAUUACAGAGCUUUCUAUGUUAAACCCUUUGAUGGCAAAUAUUAUCGCAUUGCCCGUGAAAGCGCUGAGGAAAACGCAAAUAUUGCUGGCUUCAGUUCUCCUAAACCAUAAGGGCAAUUUAAUAUUAUCAAUAAUGUAGGAAAAUUUUGCUUCCAGAAGAGAAGCUUUUGUUAUAUAGUUUUAAUAAAACUUGUGUUACUUACUAUA